AUGUUCAACGAUACCUACUUCGAAAGUGACAACCCAGUCCACACCAAGCUCAAGCAGCAAAAAAUUUAUCGACAAGGUCAAUGGCUCGAUCCCUCCAUUGCCACACCCGAUGAGGUCGACCACAGAUUCUGCCAAAGCAGCGUAUUUGCUCGCACUUUGCAGCACGAUUGCUACGAAGAAACCUCCCAGGGGAUCCUGCGUAGCCUCAAGAGUCUGCCACCGUGCGGCAAUCGAUCCAAGGAGAGUCCAAAUUUCAAGAAGUACCAAUCCCUACACAGUCAAUUACUCGACCUCUUUUGUCUCCUCGACUACCAAGUGAUGCCUAUGGGCCAAGACCCUUUCUCCCAAUUUAAAACGGUCAAUCGUGUUGGCAAGGAGAAACUUCCGCGUCCUCCGCACCAGAUCCGCAUCCAACAAGUACGCUACGACAUCUCCACGCUCUCUGAGCUGCUGCGUCACGAUCUCUGUACUGAGUUGCAUCCGGAUCUCGUCCAUCUUCUUUCGGCCGAAACGCUCAUGCGUCGCUACAGGGUUGUCCGGGGUAUAUCGUCCCUCCUCGAUGAGUACAGCAUCAUGCUUGCACCCUACGAACGAGCCUUCCUUUGGCGCGACUGCGAAGUUUGCUCAAACUACGACUUCUACAUCAUUCGCUUCUUUCGCGAUUUCUACCGCUUGCUUCUCCGAAUCUUUCAUGACCAACGCAACAGGCGUGCUGCUCGCAACCGCUUCGCUCUCGAAUCCGAAACUUCGAGUUCCGAAUUGAACGACGAAUCAGAAGAAUAG
Mycosarcoma maydis (corn smut) is the source of this 783-nucleotide messenger RNA. RefSeq lists its product as uncharacterized. The record is from RefSeq and is a predicted model, not a curated record. NCBI's taxonomy places the organism in Eukaryota, Fungi, Basidiomycota, Ustilaginomycetes, Ustilaginales. The transcript has a single exon. Bases 1 to 783 code for a protein of 260 amino acids.